Amoebophrya sp. A120 is the source of this 803-nucleotide messenger RNA. NCBI's taxonomy places the organism in Eukaryota, Dinophyceae, Syndiniales, Amoebophryaceae. The record is from the annotation of a GenBank genome assembly.
AGACUAAGCCAGUUUUGCCUCGUUCCUCUGGCUCUGCCCUUGCUAUUCUCAUCUGAUUGUGGUGCGGAAUGGAUGGCUGGAUGCUGGAGCUAGCGGCCAGCUAGGGCCUAGAGGAGCAGGCGGCGGCGCGACCUGCCACAAGCCGGCGCGCUUUUCUGACGCGCGGCAGAGGGGCCCCGCGGAAGGCGGGGAAAGAUGUCGACGCCCCUCGCCCGCAUGCAGAUGGCAACCCCCUCCCAGAUCGACCACUUGCAAGGUGCGCCGAUUUCAAAGCGGAGCAAUGCGGAAGCGCGGAGGCUGCCUAGGGCGUCCGGGCGGCCUUCGCCGCAGGCGCGGGCCCCGGGGCGGCGGGCGCGGCCCGAGCUGAUGUCGUCGAUGACGGAGUCCUCGACCUCCGCGGGUUUUGCUCCGCAGCGGCCUACAGGCUGCACCCCGCCCGGAACUUCUUCGCGGGGCCUCUGCCCCCCCCGCCCUGCUUGUGGCGGCAGCGCGGGAACCGCCGGCCGCCGUAUGCAAGGCGGAACCCGGCGCCGCGUGCGCCCGCGCUUUGGCCCUGCGCUUGUGCGUGUAUUUCCAGCCCACUUCAUCAAGGGCCGCGGCCCGGGCCACCGGUCUGCAAGCAGGACCGCAGCGGCCGCGAGGCGCUGCUUAUGCGCUGCCGGCAAGUGGUAUCCGCAGGGACACCGGGUGCGCGUAUGCGCAGCUGCCGGCAAGUGGAUGUGGUUCCAUGCGUGCCGGGAGAUUGCUCGCCCGCGUAUGAGCACUCCAGCUUUUGAACUUCACUUCAGAUUUGGUUGUUCGUC